AUGGGUACACCGGGAACACGAUUAUUGGAUAAUUUGUGGAAAGAAGAGGAGUUUUAUUUAUUAUUCAUCACUGAAGAAAUGUUCGAAGAUAUAGCAGAGCAAACAAAUAUCUACACAACACAAACAUUAUCUCAGAAGCAUUCAUCUCGUCUGAACCAAUGGAUUCCCACGAACAGAUUUGAAAUAAAAAAACUAUUCGGCCUUCUUAUUUGGAUGGGGUUAGUAAAAUUACCCGAAAUAAGUUUAUAUUGGUCAAAGGAUCCAGUAUUCGUCCAAAGCGUUCCUAAAUUGGUGAUGUCAAGAAACCGUUUUGAACUUCUAUUACGAAUGCUCCAUUUCGUGAACAACGAAAAUGCAAAUAUUGAAGACCGCUUGUAUAAAAUUAAACCAAUUAUUCAGAAACUGAAAGAAAAUUAUGCGAAAUAUUAUAAUCCGCCAGAAAUGGUAUGUAUUGAUGAGUCAAUAAUACCAUUUCGUGGUCGUGUCGUUUUUAAGCAAUAUAUAAAACAAAAACGGCACAGAUAUGGCGUAAAGGUGUUCAAGCUUUGCUUCAAACCGGGAUAUACCUAUAAUUUUGAAAUUUAUUGCGGUCACCAACAUGGGAAGGAGAAAACUACACCGAAGACAGUUGCUGUGUCACUUUGUGAAAACAUUUUUGAUAAGGGGCAUACCUUAUGUGUUGAUAAUUGGUAUACCAGCAUUGACUUGGCCCAAGAGUUUCUUGCUAGAAAUACCCACGUAAUAGGGACAAUUAGAUCAAAUCGACGUAGAAUAUCCAAAGAAGUGGUUCAAAAGAAAUUGCGACGAGGAGAAAUAUUUGCCAAAGAAAAUAGAGAUGGAAUCACGUUAAUGAAAUGGAAGGACAAACGGGAUGUCUUGAUGUUAUCUACGAAACACUCUAUAGAGACGGUUACUGUUAGGAAAAACGGAUCUGAUAGGGUUAAACCGAAACUCGUAUUUGAUUAUAAUGAUGCUAAGAGUUCCGUCGAUAUUUCGGACCAAAUGACUGCGUACUCCAUUACGUAA
Molecule: messenger RNA, 1026 nt
Organism: Cataglyphis hispanica
Lineage: Eukaryota; Metazoa; Arthropoda; Insecta; Hymenoptera; Formicidae
Product: piggyBac transposable element-derived protein 4-like
Exons: 1
Coding region: 1-1026 (341 amino acids)
Source: RefSeq, a predicted model, not a curated record